This is a messenger RNA of Colossoma macropomum (tambaqui), 2568 nucleotides long. It is a transcript of the gene synj2bp, whose product is annotated as synaptojanin 2 binding protein. The transcript is spliced from 4 exons. Gene Ontology annotation, molecular function: protein binding. The record is from RefSeq and is a predicted model, not a curated record. Bases 121 to 564 code for a protein of 147 amino acids. NCBI's taxonomy places the organism in Eukaryota, Metazoa, Chordata, Actinopteri, Characiformes, Serrasalmidae.
UGUCCGCCAGGGGGCAGUAGAAGCACCAGCAUUUGAGGCAGGAGGCGCUGCUUGGUUUCACCUUCAGCCCGAAAAUCAAAUCUGAUGAAACUUUAGCGACGCUUCGGAGAAUAAAACACCAUGAACGGCUCUGCGCCCGGGGCUCGGGCGGCGCUGGACAUCCAGCUGAAGCGGGGACCAGCCGGUUUGGGGUUUAAUAUCGUGGGCGGUGUUGAUCAGCAGUAUCUGAUAAAUGACACCGGCAUCUAUGUGGCCAAGAUCAAAGAGAACGGAGCGGCUGCUCUGGAUGGACGACUCCAGGAGGGAGACAAGAUCCUGGCGAUAAAUGGUCAUAAGCUGGAGAACCUGCCUCACAGCGCUGCAGUGGAACUGUUCCGGAACGCAGGCGAGGACGUCCAGCUACGAGUUCAGCCGAAAUCCCAGCUCACAGCAAACGGUCCUGCAAACCCGCGCGGCGACGGAGACUCGCCUUCAUCUGUCCUUCCUCUGAUUGCCCUUGGGUUGGCCGCAGUGAUUCUAGGGUUCAUGUACAAACGUCUCGUCGGCUCCCGGAGGCCAUUUUAACCUCUUUCCAGUCACACAUUUUAAAGACGAACCUUAUGAACUUUUUUUUUUUGCUGAGGGCCAAAAAAAUAACAGUGACAACAAAAUGGAAACGGAGCUAUAAGAGCGAGAGAGAAAGUUUCCCUGAUAGCAAAAUUAAUAUAAUUAUCACAGCAAACAGUUAGAUAUACAUUGAGUGAUAAUCAUGCAUAACCAAAAAUUCUAAGCUGUUGUGUCGUAGCUCGGCUGAGAUAGAGAUUAUUUUGAUGUGAAAGAAAGAGGAGGAUGGAGAAGCUGCUGAGACCGAAACCUGCCGAGGGACCAAACCGGCCGUUCCUCCAGUCCUGUAGGGGGCGCUGCGGGACAUUCUAAGAGCCGGUCCUUCUCCUGAGCGUAUACGUUCAGGAAACGUAAACGCGGCACGUCGUGCGCCACCAGGCGGACAAUGAGGCCAAACCUUUAACUAGCCAGUUUUGCUAAUGCACAUAAACGUAGCGUGAGUUAAUGGCCCGUUAUAAACCACAGUAAUGCUAAUAAUGCUGCGUGUCUGUCCUGCUUCUGUUCAUGCGGCGUGUUCGUGUACGUUCCUCUCACUCACUGGUUGUAGUGGAGGUGCAGGUUAAGUGUGUGUGUGAGGUACAGUACUUCAGUACUUGAGUAAAAGUACAAAUACUCUUCAUAGAUGAUGACUUGAGUAUUGAGUAUUUACGUUAAUGCAUGAGAAGUGCAGGUGUUCUGUGUAUUUUUUCCUACUUGAGUAAAAAUAGAUGUUCUGUUUCUACUUGAGUAGAAGUACAGAAGUACUCACUCGACUACUUAAGUACUUAAGUUCUACUAAGGAUUCCUGUGUGAAACGUGGCUGGUUAGCUGUUAGCUGUAUCUGCUCUCCUUUCAUAGCAGUUGUUCAAGGAAACAGUUACUUACAGUACUUCUACUUUUGGUACUUGGGUACAUUCACAAGUAAGUACCUCUGUACUUUUUGCUCAAGUACAAAUAUAGAUAAAGUACAUUAACUCACGUAGACAGAGGCAGAAUCUUGUACUUUAACUCAAGAUGAAAUACUUUUACUUAAAUAAUUUUUACCAAGCUUAUUUUUCCUUUUACUCGAGUACACCAAGUACUGCACUCCGUCCGCCGCUGCGUCUGCAGUGUAGCUGAUUAUCGGUGUUUGUCCUUGUUUAGCGGUCUCAGCAGAAAUGAAGUCACGUUUGUGCACAGUUAAGAUGUCACCCAGCUCCUCCUACAGUCAGGCGCGUAGUUUGGGGGUUCGUAUGUUCGCAUUUCUCAAUCAGACGUGUUCGUUUAUUAAAGGGGCGCCUUCAAAAGAAGGGAAAUAACGAGACACAGCAUAAAGAGGGAAGUGUUUGCACUGGUAUCCACCCCUUUCUGUAAAUGUCACUAAUGGGAACUCGACUUGAUUUUCUGACUCAAGCUGCUGUGCAGUGCUGCCCUCUGCUGUCCAGGCUGUGCAAGUGCAGCUAGUAGUGAAAGUGUUCUGAAGCGCAGUGCUCUGGUUCCUGUGUGUGAAACCCACUGUGUUCGAGUGUGUGCGUGUGCGCUUAUGUUCUGGAGGUUCAGCCGUUUGGUCAAAUGGGGGAACCUGCUUUGAAAAGCCUUAUCAGCAUGAAUGAAACGCACUUCUUCACUGUCCUGUCACUUCCCAUGUUGAAUCCACGCUGCAUCACGCUUCGAAUAAAUGAUUUGUUACAAAUGUGUGUGCUGUAAACUUCCCUCUGGUUCCUUCUGCACUAAAUGGGCUCAGUUCAGUGUUAGACAGCACUGAUUGCCAUAAAGACUGUGCAUGUUUGUGUAAAACCGUAUUGUUGACAUGCUCUCUCACUCCCACGCAAAGUAAACGCACCCUGCUCCCCCUCAAAGCUGGAAGAAAAACAUUAAGUGCAGGUUUACAUGUCUCUAAUCUUCGCUGGUGCAGGACUGAUGCACGGAUUUGAAGCAGAAUGUGUUGUGAAUGUGUGAAAGUGCACUGUGACGAUUGUAAAUAAAUGCUGAUCAUUGAGGCCUUAC